CCUUCCCGCGGCCUCGGGAGACGCGCUCGGCCGCCGCGGAGCCACCAGGAUGUCGGAGGGCGACGGUGCCGGGGGCUCCGUGCACGGGAAGCCGUCGGUGGUGUACAGGUUCUUCACGAGACUCGGACAGAUCUACCAGUCCUGGCUGGACAAGUCCACGCCCUACACGGCUGUGCGGUGGGUGGUGACGCUGGGCCUGAGCUUCGUCUACAUGAUCCGGGUCUACCUGCUGCAGGGCUGGUACAUCGUGACCUAUGCCUUGGGGAUCUACCACCUGAACCUCUUCAUAGCUUUCCUGUCUCCAAAGGUGGACCCUUCCCUGAUGGAAGAUUCAGACGACGGCCCCUCGCUGCCCACCCGCCAGAACGAGGAGUUCCGGCCCUUCAUCCGCAGGCUGCCGGAGUUUAAGUUCUGGCACGCGGCGACCAAGGGCAUCCUGGUGGCCAUGGUCUGCACCUUCUUUGAGGCUUUCAACGUGCCGGUGUUCUGGCCCAUCCUGGUCAUGUACUUCAUCAUGCUGUUCUGCAUCACCAUGAAGAGGCAGAUCAAGCACAUGAUCAAGUACCGGUACAUCCCGUUCACGCACGGCAAGAGGACGUACAGGGGCAAGGAGGACGCGGGCAAGGCGUUCGCGAGCUAGGCGCGGGCUGCAGCGGCCGCGGCCCGAGGCGCCGGGCCCGUCGCGGUGCCGCCUCUGCACAUAAAGUAGUUGAAUUCGAGGGAGUUGGAUUUUCUUUUCGAAAGGAGCUUCUGUCUGUAACUGAUCACCAGGGUCCGGAGACACCGGCGCUUCAACCGAACCGCGGGCCGUGGUCGGGGAGGCCCAGGGGGCCGCGGCGGGCAGGGGGGGGCCGCGCCUCCU
Talpa occidentalis (Iberian mole) is the source of this 862-nucleotide messenger RNA. It is a transcript of the gene RER1, whose product is annotated as retention in endoplasmic reticulum sorting receptor 1. The coding region runs from base 50 to 640 and encodes 196 amino acids. The transcript has 7 exons. Gene Ontology annotation, biological process: retrograde vesicle-mediated transport, Golgi to endoplasmic reticulum; protein retention in ER lumen. Gene Ontology annotation, cellular component: Golgi membrane. The record is from RefSeq and is a predicted model, not a curated record. NCBI's taxonomy places the organism in Eukaryota, Metazoa, Chordata, Mammalia, Eulipotyphla, Talpidae.